AUGAUGGUUUUCCGACAAGUUCAGGCUCUCCCUGAUCGCAUGGCAGGGAGCAGUCCCUACCUCAUCCUGGCUGUUGUCUGCUCUGCGAUGUUUCUCGAUCUUGCAAACUUGAGUGCUAUCACAAUUGCGCUGCCUACCAUUCAAACAGACUUUGGAAUAAAUGUUGGAGAUCUCCAAUGGAUCAUUUCCGCCUACGCUCUUACGUUUGGUGGCUUCCUCUUGCUAGGUGGUCGCGGAGGAGACAUCUUUGGUCAUCGCCGUGUUCUGCUCUUUGGCAUGAUCUUCUUCACUUUAUUCAGCCUGGUCUGCGCCCUUUCUCCUACCUUCAUAGGACUGGUGGUUGCUAGAGCAUUCCAGGGUAUAGGCGCUGCUUUCACCAUCCCUCCAGCGCAGGCGCACAUCGUUCUGCACUUCACCGAUCCAACGCAGAAGGCGAAGGCGCUUGGGAUCUGGGGCGCCGCAGGUUCUUUGGGCUUCAUCAUCGGACUCAUUCUUGGUGGUGUCCCCACAGCGUUCUUAGGAUGGCGUUGGAUUUUCUGGAUUUCUUUGAUCAUCUCAGGAAUCGUCAUUCCGGCGGCAUAUGCUGUUCUUCCACGCAUCCCCUCUCCUCGUGCUAUUACACCACCCCCUGCAGAUGAAGCAGGUACAGAUGAAAGCGCUCAGAUGCCAAAGAAGAAGCUUUUCCAAUCGGUCAAGGAGCGCCUGAUCCGAUUUGACGCUCUUGGUAUUACACUUGGCAUUCCCGGUAUUCUCCUCCUCACAUACGCGCUCACUUCCGCCAACACCGAAGGUUGGGACGACGCCAAGAUCAUCGCCACGCUGGUGGUGUCGGUUGUAUUGCUCGUUGUCUUCGUUCUGCACGAACGCUCAGCUUCCCAGGCAAUCCUGGCUCCCCAUCUCUUCCGCAACCUAUCCUUUAACCUCACACUGGUUCUUGCUGUCAACACGUAUGCCGUGCGACAAGCAUGCACAUACUUCCUCACUGUCCAGCUCCAGUCCUACGGCGCGAGUGCCAUUCACACCUCAGUGCUCUUCAUCCCACUCGGCGUGAGCGCUCUCAUCUUCAACACUCUUUCGGGUCGCCUCGUCCCCAUCCUCGGCGCAAGGGCUAUGUUCAUCAUCGGCUGGGCUCUUUCUAUCCCCGGUGUCCUCCUCUUCAGCUUUAUCACCGAAGAUACCUCGUACUGGUGCUACACAUUCCCAGGAAUGAUCUUGUACAUCGCUGGUAUCGGUGCUGUCUACAUCACUGCCAACUUCGUCGUCGUCUCUUCCGCUUCCAGGUCGGACCAGGGUGCUGCUGCCGGCGUCUUCAACGUCGCACUGCAGGUCGGCGGUAGCGUGCUUGGUUUGGCUGUGCUUACUGCAGUUGCAGAGGGUAUCGAGAAGACGUAUGGAGACGCGAAUCUUCCUCAGGGUGAGCUUAGUACCAUUGGAUAUAGAAGUGUGUACUACAGCUGCGUCAUUUUGAGUGGCAUUGGGCUCUUUCUCAGCGUUUUCGCUAUCACGGUACCAGAAAGUAUGCGUGGGUCAGUUUGGAAGAAGGCAGAACCAAGUGCUCCAACUGAGACGUCCUCUUCCCAUGAGCUGCAACCCACCCAGUCACCGCAUAGUUAG
Alternaria postmessia is the source of this 1614-nucleotide messenger RNA. RefSeq lists its product as uncharacterized. Gene Ontology annotation, cellular component: membrane. Bases 1 to 1614 code for a protein of 537 amino acids. Gene Ontology annotation, biological process: transmembrane transport. The transcript is spliced from 4 exons. NCBI's taxonomy places the organism in Eukaryota, Fungi, Ascomycota, Dothideomycetes, Pleosporales, Pleosporaceae. Gene Ontology annotation, molecular function: transmembrane transporter activity. The record is from RefSeq and is a predicted model, not a curated record.